Molecule: messenger RNA, 2607 nt
Organism: Truncatella angustata
Lineage: Eukaryota; Fungi; Ascomycota; Sordariomycetes; Amphisphaeriales; Sporocadaceae
Exons: 3
Coding region: 1-2607 (868 amino acids)
Source: RefSeq, a predicted model, not a curated record
AUGGCAAAUAGCACGAAUCCAGACUUGCCCAAGAGCCCAGUUGUUCCGCUGGCGCACACAGAGUCGGGCUCUAAUAUAGGAGCCGUACCACCUCUCCCUCCGCCAGUAUCCGAGCCGGAGGCGACACUACAGGCAUCAACUAUGUUCGCCGUGUCGACUAUAGCGGAGGCGGAGAAGUGCGCACAGACUGAUAUUCGAGCUUGCGCUCUUCUAGACCUCCCAGUUGACGUUCUACGAUUGAUCGUCAAGGAGGUCAAGCAGGCGAAUGAUCUAAUCACACUCGCACUGACAUGCUCGACUCUCCAUAGCCUUGCCAUUCCUCAUAUAUAUGCUCGAUUCGAUAUUGUCUGGCCCGAGAGUGCGAGCACGCCUUCGAGUUCCAAGAAUGUCGAUGCUCUUACUUAUGGUUUAUCCACGCUGUGCCUGGGAAGUAAGUUUGGACAGCGUGCGCGCUGGCUAUGCGGUGGUGCCAUGGCAGGAGUGGGCACACCAGGGCGACUCGUCGAUAAUCAGUACGCAAAGUUUACACGGAAAUUCGGUUUGGGAAAUGGGCCGCAUAUCUGGGUAUCGGAUUAUAACGUCACGAAAGAGAGUGGGAAGAUGCUGGGAACUCUGGUUUCAUUAGCUGUCGCCAAGAUGGUCAAUUUGGAAACCUUCGUUUGGGACAUGCCCACUGGCGUCCUGUCGGACGUUUUCAUGGCUCUGGCAUCUCUGCAGGACGACCCUCCGGGUGGUCACUGUAAAUUGGAAAAGGUUCACAUACGCUGGCAUGAGAGUUGGCAAGGGCCGCACGGGACGGCGUCAUCAGAAUCGAGCCCGGUCAUACAACCGGCAAACCCAGUUUCUGCUCCACAAGUAUACACCAUUCAGCCUACCUCUCCAGCCUCACACAUGUUGACCAGACUAUCACCUCCAAAAUACGCAGAAAGCCAUGUCGAGUAUCCAACAUUUAGCGUGUUACCACCGCUGAAGAGUCUGACUGUUCUCGACAUUAAUGAGCUGGCUUAUCUGGAUGAGAUAUCCGUCUUGAUCGAAAGAUCUAAAGACACACUCCAGGAACUUCGACUUGGCAUCCACCAUAAGGCAAUUGGGCAAGAUUUUGCGAGUGCUUGGGAAGGGGACGGUUUGCAACAAGUGGACCUGAAUGCUCGAUGGCCCGGCGAGAGUGCUAUUGGUGACAAGCGUCUUGGUGGUGUUCUUGGCGUGGUGGUAGGCAGAAUUUUUGAGAUCCGGCAGAAACGGCACUCCAGGUCGAAACAGUAUAAUUCAGGAUCUAUAACGCCAAUCACAGAUGACGGCAUUACAAGUGGAAUCAGUCAGUCUUCGCAAGCCUGGGCAAGUGGAGAUGGAACUGGACACCACGGUCUGUCCCCCCAAGACAGCACCGCGCUGGGUGCAGUACCACACUUACUUGCGCAAGACGGACCCGCGGGAUACACAAAUCCAGAGUUCGGCUCAAAAGUGAAAAAGUCUGGUAAAGACGACCGGUCAAGAAGAAAGCGUCUUGACGGAAAAUUGAGAUUGCAGUCAUUAGAACUGGAGCGGAUAACCCUUUCCAUCAAUGUCUGUUGCAAGGUAUUCGACUGGUCCUAUUUAACAAGCUUGACGAUCCUCAGCUGCAACCGAUCCGACGCACUUUGGAAAGCAUUAAGGAAGCGCUUUGAGCCAACCCCUCCACCUCAUGGUUCUCCUGCGCCGUUGUUGGUCAAGUACCACCUCACGGUGAAGGAACUCCACUGUGAUGCCACGACACCUGCUCUUUUGAAUUUUAUCAGAGAAACUCUGGAGCCCAAUACGCUUGAGGUGCUCUUCCUUCAAGAUCGUCGGCGAUCCGUACCGGCCGUGGUAGGUAUCGAUGUCGUAUUCAAGGUAGUUAAACGGCACCACUUGAGUUUGAAGAAACUAUUGCUUGACAGCAACGAGAAAAUAGGGCGAGAGCCGUAUUCACCUGGCAAUCACUGGCGGAGAUGGGUCCUCAAUAGUGACAUGGUUUCAUACCUCACUAGUGGCCGAAUGAACAACUUGAGGGAGCUCGCAGUGGCGCUCCAUUAUCGAGACUGGCAUCUUUUCCUGCAGAGGCUGCCCAACGUCCUGCAGCUCCGAUCAGUUCACGUUCUGCAAAUUCAGGAUCACAUAGGUGGCGCGUUUGAACCCAAAGAGCUAGCGUUACAACUUGUCGACAUCGUCACGUUGCGACCUGAGGUACAGCUCUGCUACGUAGGCAUCAGAGAUAGGUGUUUCGAAAUUCUGGAGUGUUCCCCUACUCGGGGAGGAGCGGACCGGUUCGGAUCUAACGGCUCAGUGUUCCAUCAAACAGGGGGUGCUAUCUCGGUCAUCGAUCUAGACGACGAGGACAACGGGGACGGUUCUAACAAUGAUAGCGAUACAGACGAAACCGAGGACGAGGAUGAUGAUGAUGACGAUACCAAUGUCAGUCAUCCCACCGAAAUUGAGGAUGACUUUACCGAGGUGUCCGACGUGGAGUCAGGAGCCGACAAUUUCGAUGAACCGGAUGACAGCCAAUCAGAGCCCCGGCUGCGUCUAAAAAAGAUACUGUUUUGCGAUGACAAGGUCGCCGUGUUCAAGGCCAGGCACGGUCGAAUCUAA